Messenger RNA from Bactrocera neohumeralis, 2013 nucleotides. RefSeq lists its product as uncharacterized. NCBI's taxonomy places the organism in Eukaryota, Metazoa, Arthropoda, Insecta, Diptera, Tephritidae. Bases 1 to 2013 code for a protein of 670 amino acids. The transcript has 2 exons. The record is from RefSeq and is a predicted model, not a curated record.
AUGCAGCAAGUAUUCCUGCUGAAAUGGCUUUUUUGUGGCUUCAUAAUUACACUUCGAUGCCUUGCAUUUCAAGCCUCUGAGUCGCUGUCGCAGAGUGGAGAUACGAUUGAAAACGAUCCCAAAGAGACAGUCGAUUGGACUGGACUAAUCACCGAUCUACGUGAUAGUUGGCAAUCACCGCUUUAUUACUUAAAAAAACGUGGUUAUCUGCCUCCAGGCAAUGAAAAUUUAUUGGAGCAAAAACUAAACGAAUUACGAGGCAUAAAAAUCAAUGAACAUAAUUUUGACGAAUUCGGAGAGAAAGCUGAUGAGAAUAUGGAAGAACUUCCUAACGCCUUCUCAGCUUCUUCCAGUGUUUUAAGCUCAGCUGAGCCAGGUUCAAUCGAUUCCGUUGAAGAUGCCAACUGCAAUCAAGCCAUUAUUACAUCUGGUAGCCAGCAACAAGAGCCGCAGGAUUCUACAGACAUUUUGUUCAAAGAACUUUCAGUUGAUAUGCGUUCUGAUGCUGAUUCUAAUACCGAAACAGACCGAGACUCUGAAGAAGAUUUAGGAAGCCUCAAAAAUAAUAUUGCAAACGCUUGUGCUAAAAAGCCGUCUACAGCCGCGACGAAAUCCAAGUCCAAAUCAAAGUUGAAAUGUAAGUCCAAGACUAAGCCAAAAUCCAAGCCUGGAUUUUUUCAAAGACUAAAGGAAAGCUUUUCAUCAAUAUUUAAAAAACCCCAGGCUGCGAAUUCAAAAGAGGAACAGAUAAAAAAGCCUGCACUUUCAUCGGAUUAUGCCAACUAUUUUGUGAAGUAUUUGGCUCAUAGAGACAUGAAUACAGAUGCGAACAAUUUGAGCGUUAAUGAUUUAAAUAGUCGAUAUGUUGGUAUAAAAAGUUCUAGGAAUUCAGAACGUGUUGGUAAGGGUUUACACCGAAGAGAGUACAAUAGCAAAGACUUAAAUUCCAAGGUUUCAACGUGUGGCGAUCUAAGUGAUAAAGAAAUAUCAUUGCAGACAAAGAACGAUAUUGCAUUUGAAAAAUUCAGUGACGAAGCAACAGGUAAAAAGGAUUCGGUGUUGAAAGAAUUUCCAUUCCAAGAUUUCAACUUUGGAGAUUUAAAUUUAAAAAAGCUAAGUACAAAGGAUAUCAGAAGUAACAACAAAGCUGAUGACCAGUUUUCUGAUCUAGAAAACUUUAAAUCGAAAGAUGAAGAAGUUAAUAAGAUCGUGCAUAGUUUGGCGGAACAACAUUCUACUGCAAAGGAUCCGUUUAAGAACGAAAAAUGGGAGACAAAAGGUGAUUCUAGUUUGAAAGAAUUAGCACUGCCUAAGGACUCCGAAAAUUUACUACUUGAAAAUAAUAAAUUAAUCCAUGAAGAUUAUAAAGACCAUAAUGUGAAAGAAAUCGUGCCAAUUAUAGCAGGAAAAAGUAUUGAAGAAGUAAUUGGGAAUGGGAAGAAGGAAAUAAGUUCCAAAAACGAAGUCUCUAAUGAACUUACCGCGUCAAGUUUUAGCAUGAGAAGACCGAAUUUUGAUGCGAAAGACGAUACAAGCAAGCUUUUGGGUCUCAAGAAUUUUGACUUCUCCUUUCCUGACUUAAAUUUGAGGAGUUUGGCUUCUACCUCUAAAGAUAUCAUAUCCAAAGAUAAUAGUUUUGAUGAUUUCGCCAACUUGGGUAUGUCCAGUCUUAAAAUGAAGGUGCUUGAAUCCGACGGGGAAGAAAUUGAUACUCCCACUGAUAUUGAAAGUUCUGGUUUCGCUGCCAAUGAAGACAUAUCAAAGGAAAGCGACGUGAACGAAUACGGCGUGCGGAAAUCAGAUGACACAAGCUUAAAUAUAAAGAGCCACAACGUUAGGGUUGCAACCGGGUUAGCGGAGGCUAAACAAACAAAAAUAAAUGGCUUCGUGUUAGGGGAUCUAUCCGCAAUAUCAGAUAAAAAUAAUCUGGACUUAGAUCGACAAUUUACGAGGCAAGUUUUGGAAAAGGUUAUGAGGAGUACAGUUCAAGAGCGUGAGCUUGACAAGCAGUAG